AACCGUUGAUUUCUUCCUGAUGAGGAAGAUAAGAUAAUAAAACCCCUGCUAUUCCCCUACUGCAUAAUUUUUUUUCUAUCAGUCUUUAUUUAUGGCUUGGAGACGAUACAAUUCUCUCGACAUCUCGAUCGGCCGGUGGAAAAUCACUGAGAAAAUAUUUAAAAAAACCAAAACUCGAACCGAAUUUCAGGGAAUUUCAUCGAAAAGAUGUCGACGUCCAUCGUCGUCGUGGGGUCUUGCAUGAUCGACUUCACCAGUUAUUCACCUAGAUUACCUAGACCUGGUGAAACUCUCAUAGGAACAGAAUUCAAGAGAACAGUCGGGGGCAAAGGGGCGAAUCAAUGCGUUUCUGCUGCUAAACUUGGAGGAGAAACAGCUCUUGUUGCAUCGUUGGGGUCUGACAUUUUUGGGGAGGAGUACCUUGACCUUCUCAAGUCCCACGACAUAAACACAAAUCACGUAAAAUUGCGGGAGAACGUGUCAAGUGGAAUAGCUCACAUAACAGUAGCUGAAAAUGGGGAGAACAGUAUAGUGAUAAUUUUGGGAGCAAACGCUUUGUUGAGUCCCAGAGAUAUAGACGAGGCCCAGGAAACAAUAAAAAAGGCCUCUGUAUUGCUUGCACAAUUCGAAACUGGUCUGCAUGCCACUCUGCAUGCAUUAAAACUGUAUAAAGGCUGUGGUAUUUCAAUUGUCAAUGGCGCACCUGCAUUUGCUAAUCCCAAUCCCGAGAUUCUGCAGAACUGCGAUAUUUUUUGCGUUAACGAGACUGAGGCAGAGCUCAUGACUGGAAUUGAACGAUUGACUCUGGAAAAUGCUCAAAGUGCCUUGAAUAUUCUUUUUAAAAAAGGUUGUAAUACUGUUAUAAUAACAUUAGGAGCUUCUGGUGCUGUUUUUGCAACGAAAAUUUCUCAGGGAUUGACCCAUGUGCCUGUGGAAGUCGUCACUCCUGUCGAUACGACGGGAGCUGGGGAUGCAUUUAUUGGUGCUCUGGGUUUUUUCCUGGCGUACUAUCCGCAGUUGACCUUGGAGGAGCAGAUCAGGAGAGCCAAUCAAGUAGCCCGACAAAGUGUACUUAAACCAGGAACACAAUCUAGUUUUCCCACUCGUAAACAAUUGCCUGAAGAGUUAUUUCUCUAAGUGAAACAAAAGUUGUACUUAUUCCUUUUUUAUUUAAUCCCAUUAUUUCACGGAGUAAUAUCGAGUGAUAAGAACUA
Molecule: messenger RNA, 1214 nt
Organism: Fopius arisanus
Lineage: Eukaryota; Metazoa; Arthropoda; Insecta; Hymenoptera; Braconidae
Product: ribokinase
Exons: 7
Coding region: 208-1137 (309 amino acids)
Biological process (GO): D-ribose metabolic process
Molecular function (GO): ribokinase activity
Source: RefSeq, a predicted model, not a curated record